AAAUGAAACGGAAGGAGGAACAGCCAUUUUGGACUGUGUAAAAGAAUGAAAAUGAAGUAGCUGAAAUGGAAUUUGAGGGGUGAAUCCUUGUUUCACUAUCAGCCCAGCACUGCAGAAAUUUAGGUAGGGGAAGUCAGGAGAGAGGUCUCCCCCUUGACUAAGAAUAUAAAGGCCUGUUGAGUAAACUCCUGCUGGUCUGAGGCCUGGUGCAAGAUGGCUGCCAAGCGACCAGUCAAAACAGAGCCCAGCGAGAGCCUCCCCAAAAGGCCUCGACUCGAUCCAAUGGCAGUUCAGUCCCCACUGGCUUCAGAAAACAAAGCUGCUGGACUGAUAGAAGAAUAUGAUAUUAUCACUGAAGAGGACAUUGAAGACAUUAAGGAUGCUCUCGAAGGAGGGAGAAUGGCAGAAGCAGCCUCCAAGAUUAUGCAAAACCUGCAGGCCUUGGAGAAUGCCUGCCUGGACAUUGCAGUAACAGGAGAGUCUGGCUCCGGUAAGUCCUCAUUUGUCAAUGCCAUUCGGGGUCUAGGGGAUGAUGAAGAAGAAUCUGCCGACACUGGGGUUGUGGAGACCACAAAGGUGCCCACUCCUUAUCCACACCCCAAGCACCCCAAUGUGACUGUGUGGGAUCUACCGGGAAUCGGCACUCCAGAAUUCAAGUCCAGCACUUACCUGGAGCAGGUAAGCUUCUCCCGUUACGACUUCUUUAUUCUCAUUGCCUCCGAGCGCUUCAAGUCCAACCACGCCCAGUUGGCACGUGAGAUCCAGCGGCUAGGCAAACAUUUCUACUUUGUGCGCUCCAAGGUGGAUGCAGAUCUAGAGGCCACCAAAAGGCGCCGGCCAAAAGCCUACAAUGAGGAGGCGAUACUGAGAAACAUUCGAGAGAAUUGCCAGGAGUGCCUUCUGGCUGAAGGAGUGGCUGCUCCCCAGGUCUUCCUCCUUUCCAGCUGGGAGCUAAACAAAUAUGAUUUCAUGCAGCUUGAGGACACCUUAGAAAAGGAGCUGCCGAGACACAAGAGACAUGCCUUCCUCCUUGCCCUACCCAACAUCUCUUUGGCCAUCUUGCAGAAGAAGAAGGAGGCAUUGCAGAAACAGAUCUGGAAACUGGCUACAAUCUCAUGUGGAGUGGCUGCUGUGCCCAUCCCAGGCCUCUCUGUAGCUUGUGAUACAGUUAUCCUGGUUAAGUCUCUUUCGGAAUACCGUCAGAACUUUGGCCUGGAUGAGGACUCUCUUAACAAGUUGGCAGAGAAAGUUGACAAGCCUGUGGAAGAGAUCAAAGAAGUGAUUAAGUCACCUCUGGCCAAAGAGAUCUCCAGGGAUUUAGUGGUGAAGUUGCUAACCAAAGCUGGUGGUGGUGCAUUGAUGCUGGUGGAAUACUUUGCUAGCACAAUCCCCAUAUUUGGCUCUGUGGCAGCUGGAGGAUUGUCCUUUGGAACCACCUACUACAUGCUAAAGAGCUCCCUGGAGGAGGUGGCAGGAGAUGCCCAAAAUGUUCUCAUCAAGGCCUUUGAGUCUGGUGUUUGAAAGGGUUCUUAGGGUCUCGUGUAGCAAAUCUGGGUUGAGAGGUCAGUUUCUAAAUGGCUGCACUGAAUUGAAUAGACCCUUGUCAUUCUCGCAAGCUCAGAACUAAGGUCACUAACUGUAACAAUCAGAAGAGGAUAUAAAACAAACAAUGGGCGUGUCACAAUGACCUCCCUUUUUUUAAAUGGCGUCUGUAAGCUGGGAAAGGGGUUUGCUUGUUUGUUUGUGGUCACGUAUCAAAACAAUUUAAUUUGGAUUCCAGCAUAGGAAUCCUGGGAACUGCAGUGGCUAGGGAUCUCUAAAACAAAGAAUUCUUACCACCCCCAACAAAACUAGAGUUCCCAGGGUUCUUUGGGGAAAGCUACGACAGUUAAACCAGAAUGAAGCUGGACUAAAUACGUAAUGCAGAAGUGACCUGAACUCAAUACUUUCUGCAUUUGGCAUGUUACUCCUGCAUUUUGACUGGAGGCCUUUUUAGAUUGGCUGGCUUCCUUUGGUGAAGAGCUGGAUGAUCAGUUUUUGAUGUUUUUUGAUGUUAUCCCCCUACUGAAUUUAAGCCUAGAUUGAUUUAAUGGAUUGUGCUGUUUUAUAUCUGCUGAAGAUGGAUAACAUUCAGGACUUACCUGAUGAACAGUCAAAAUACAAAUCAGUUCUUUUUUAGUAGUGUUUCAAGCUAUAAAUUUUUAUCAACCUGAAUCUUAA
Molecule: messenger RNA, 2220 nt
Organism: Rhineura floridana
Lineage: Eukaryota; Metazoa; Chordata; Lepidosauria; Squamata; Rhineuridae
Product: interferon-inducible GTPase 5-like
Exons: 2
Coding region: 214-1521 (435 amino acids)
Cellular component (GO): membrane
Molecular function (GO): GTPase activity; GTP binding
Source: RefSeq, a predicted model, not a curated record